Zophobas morio is the source of this 3168-nucleotide messenger RNA. Its product is annotated as zinc finger protein 808-like. Gene Ontology annotation, molecular function: DNA-binding transcription factor activity, RNA polymerase II-specific; RNA polymerase II transcription regulatory region sequence-specific DNA binding. The record is from RefSeq and is a predicted model, not a curated record. Bases 447 to 2441 code for a protein of 664 amino acids. The transcript is spliced from 2 exons. Gene Ontology annotation, biological process: regulation of transcription by RNA polymerase II. Lineage: Eukaryota; Metazoa; Arthropoda; Insecta; Coleoptera; Tenebrionidae.
AGUACCCAAUAAUAUUUUAUUGGUGUUUCAAAGUUAACCAUGAAGGUUGGAGCCUCAAAACCAUAAAUCACAAAUUCAAUGCAACCCUGGAUGUUUUUAGCCCACUAUACACUGGCGACACGCUUCUUUUAUUGGCAUCAUUAUCCCCCUGCAUUGUCCGACUGUCACUCAACCCUCAACAUAUCGGUUGUAAAAUUUUACAGGGACUCAUGUAGUGUAGGAAUUGUAGUUACAUCCGUAGCUUACGUUCGAGAAGUAAAAAUCACACGUAAAAAUGGGAACAUUCGUGUAUAACGUGUUGCUCAAUCUGGAUAUCUUACAUUUACCACCAACAUGUCACAACAAAAGUAGAAACUACCAACCACUACCAACAUUUUGAGGUUAUGUCGAAAACAAUUUGAAUUGUUGUUAAUUCAUUAAUUUACAGGUACAUAAUACUAGUUGAAAUGGAAGCUUUGAAAUAUUCCGUUGCUUGCACGGCACACAAGAAGUCUUCCCUGGUAAAAGUCCACGAUUGUAAAAUUUGCCCAUACGUUACAACAUCGUUUUUUCUGAUGAUGAACCACAUUCGCCGUCAUCAGUCACCCUUGAUAUCUUUUACCUGCGAAAACCCCCUUGAUUCUUACCAUUGCAAAGACUGUGAUUUUCAAACCGAACUAACGCUGCUUUUCAAGCAACAUAUUAAAGACCGUCAUGGAAUUAAACAAGAAAAUGACGACAAUCUGAUUGUGCAACACAACAAUCAAAGGUACGUUUGUAGAAAGUGCGGCUUUGAGACGCAUUUUUCGCUUAAAUGGUUACGUCACAUGAAAGAAUGUAAGCGACGUUCUUAUAAAACUACAGAAAAAUCAGAUUGGAAACAGCAUAUUCAGCGGCAUCAAGGAGAUGAAAAAGACAUCAAGUGGUACAAAUGUGAAAACUGCGAAUACAAAAACAAAUAUCGCACAUCUUUAUACAGACACGUAAAAAAGCGGCAUCUAGACAAGUGGCACAAUUGCACGUUAUGUCCUUAUAGGACCGUAGACAAAUUUGAUUUCAAAAAGCACAUUAACACACAUGUUGAUGACCUUGACCCCAAAUGGUACGAAUGUGAACAGUGCUCAUUUAGAUAUAAACGCAAGAUAUAUUUGACGAGACACGUGAACUUUUUUCAUAUGGACGAAAAAGACGCCAAAUGGUACGAAUGCCAACAUUGUCCAUACAAGACUAGAUGUAGUUCGAACUUAACGAGACACGAGAAAAGCAAGCAUUUUAAUGAGAAAAGUAUCACGUGGUAUCAGUGCAACAAAUGUUCAUUUAAAACAAAACGCGAGGCGGUUUUACAGAAACACGUGGACGCGUCGCGUUUGAACGGACAAUGUGAAAACGAUGCCAAGUUGUUUGAAUGCCAUAAUUGUCCAUACAAGACUAGAAAUCGUUCCAACUUCUGGAGACACGUGAAGUUGCAGCAUUUGAAUGAGGAAAAUGUCGUGCAGUAUCAGUGCAAGGAGUGUGAAUUCAAAACCAAAUAUAGGGAUUGUUUACGGAAACACAUGAAUGUGCGGCAUUUGAGAGGGGCAGAUGUCACGUGGUAUCAGUGCGAGGAGUGUCCAUUUAAAUCAAAACACUUGGUGCUUUUACGGAAACACGUGAACUUUUGUCAUUUGGACGAAAAGGAUGUCAAGUGGUACGAAUGCCAACAUUGUCCAUACAAGGCUAAAGAUAGCUCAAAUUUAAUGAGACACGUGAAAAACAAGCAUUUUAAUGAGAAUAGUCUCACGUGGUAUCAGUGCAACAAGUGUUCAUUUAAAACACAUCUCGCGGGGAUUUUACAGAAACACGUGGACGCGUCGCGUUUGAAUGGACAAUGUGAAAACGAUGCCAAGUUGUAUGAAUGCCAUCACUGUACGUACAAGACUGAAGAUCGUUCGAACUUUAGGCGACACGUGAAGGCGCGGCAUUUGGACGAAAAGAACCGCAGGUGGUACGAAUGCGAACAGUGUCCAUACAAGUCUAGAGAUCGUGCAAACUUUACGAGACACGUGAAGGCGCGGCAUUUGAAAGAGGAAAGGCUCAUGCGGUAUCAGUGCAAGGAGUGUCAAUUUAAAACCAAAUAUAAGGAUAGUUUACAGAAUCACGUGAAGGUGCGGCAUUUGAGAGGGGAAGAUAUCACGUGGUAUCAGUGCGAGGAGUGUCCAUUUAAAACCAAAUACAGGAAUGGUUUACGGAAACACGUGAAUGUGCUGCAUUUGGACGGACACGGCCUUAAAUGGUACAACUGUGACAAGUGCCAGUACAAAGCUCGGGUUCGCUCAUAUUUAAAUAAACACAUAAAGGCGUGGCACUUGGACAAAGACGAAAGCAAGUGGCACCACUGCAGUGAGUGUCCCUUCAAGAGCAAAGCAAAAAGAAGUUUGACAGUACACAUUAAGGCAGGACAUCUGGACGACCAAAACGCGUAAUGGUACGAAUGCAAACUGUGCCCAUGCUAGAUGUUACAAAUAUCUAAUCAAACACGCGAACGCUUGUCAUUUGGACGAAAAGGGCCACAGGUGGUACAAAUGCCAAUAGUGUCCAUUCAAGUCUAGAGAUUGUUCGAAUUUAAAGAGUCAUGCGAGAACCCAUCUUUCCAAUGGGAAAAAUAUCAGUGCAUCAACAGUCCAUUUAAAAGAAAAUGAACAAACAAAAUUAUGAGGUGACGUAACAUGCAGUAAAGUAACGUUAAGAUGAAAAUGAUAUCAAGUUUUAGGAGUGUGAAAAAUGUACUUUCAAAAUUAAGAACAAAAGUAAUUUGAAAAACCAUGUGCCUAAUCUGAACUUUACAUGUAGUAGUUAAAUUUGUUUUUCUAAUGUUCUUUAUUGAAAUAUAUAUAAACCGCGCUUAAAAAUUUAGGGAUAUUUAAAUUUAUUCAGUUUAAGCCAACUCAAUUAUUUCGAAAGCCGCAGUGUAUUUUUUGAAGACAUUUUUGAUUUGGAAAUUGUUUAUAAUUUGGAGUAAGUGCUCAUUCUACUGAUCUUGAGUUUUUGUGUAAUUGGUUUGUCCUGUAAUCGGAGUUCGCUCUGCUGGACAAAUCAAGGGUAUUAUUAUUACUGUUAUUAUGAAAAUUAAAAAAAAAUGUCUUACCCACCUAUCUUUUGCAGUUUAGUUAAGGUGAUGUAUUUUUCUUUAAAUAAAAUAUUAUUUCCAAA